ACUGAAAGCAGAAUUUUUAUUCAAUUUUUAAUUCCGGCCCGCAAAACAGCAAAUUUAUUUCGGCUGCUUUUAUUUUAGUUGCUUUGAUUUUUAUUUCACUGAGAAUCAAACUGGAACAAUUUUACAUUGAACGCAUCAGUUAACGUGUUUUAAUAUUUGUUGUGCUUGUGGUUCCAUUUGUUGUUUUUGUUGUGGCUGCGUGCGUAGAAUUUGUGAAAAGAGAAAGUUCUUCGUCGCUUCUUUCGCCUCCUCUCUUUCUACCGUACUUACAGUCGUGGCCAAGAAGUUGCGCCUGCGCAGCGACAAUUUCACAAGAAAUUGAGGUCGAUUGAGUGUGGGAGUCCCCUUGGAGCACCAUGGGCAUCAAGCAGACGAUGACCCCCGCGGGAAAGGCCAAUACCAACGACUCACCCAGCGGAUCACCCUCGAAACUGCAGUCCAAUGGCAGCCAGAUCCAGGGCAAGGGUAAAAACAAGGAGGUGAAUGUUCUGCCGCCCCAGAAAUCGGUUGUGGUUGCCUAUCUGUGCUGGCUUUUCGGCGGGAUUUUCGGACUGCAUCAUCUGUAUUUGCAUCGCGAUCGCCACGCCUUCAUUUGGUGGUGCACUCUGGGCGGCUACAUGGGCAUCGGAUGGAUGGGCGAGCUCUUCCUGAUCCCCGAAUAUGUGCGGGAUGCCAACGAGGAUCCGCGAUUCGUCAAGAUGUUCGUGGCCAAGCUGCAGGCGUAUCCGAAACCGACAUACUCCUCAAAGAGAUUCGUGGGCCAGGUGAUGGUCGGUCAUCUGUUCGGUCAGGUGUGCUCCAUGGCCAUUCCGGAGACGCUGGUCGGCGGCUUGGAUCUGAGCUUCCUGCACUGGGCCAUACCGCUCUUCGUUUCCCUGGGCGUUUGGCUGGUGGGCAACAUUGGUCGGGAGCAGGGCGUGUGGUGGCACUGCCUUUUGGCCGCCUAUUUGGCCUAUCCGGCCAGGUAUCUGAUAUACGACGAGACCUACUCCCUGCUGCUCACUGGACUCGUGUCGGCAUUGACCUUUGAUGGAUUGUCCAAGCAGUGGCGUAGGACACCACCGCGACGUGGAAGCGCCGGAGAGAGAACCUUCAAGCUGACCACCGCCGUUGUCAUCUAUUGCGCCUUCUGGGGCAGCUUCCUGUACUUCAAUGGCACCAUUUCGGACGAGGACGGCGGCGAAGUGCCCAUCCACGAGGCCAUCCAUAACUUCUUGGCCUCCGCCUGGUGGACAGAUCUGAAGCAGGCCCUGCAGGACACCUAUAACUAUGCACAGCACCAUGGCUGGUACGAGACCUGGAAGGAGGUGUUCGAGAGCAUGGACGUGGAUGGCGAACGGAACUCGUAUAAGGUGCUGGGCGUGAGUGCCACCGCCUCGCAGGCGGAGAUCACAGCUGCGUACAGAAAGCUCUCCAAGGAGUACCAUCCCGACAAGGUCAAGGACGAGGGCUUGCGGGCCCAGGCCCACCAGCGAUUCAUCGAGAUCCAACAGGCGUACAGUGUGCUUAGCAAGAUUAAGUCCAACCGGCGGCGCAAGAACAAGCAGUACCAGGAGGACGAGGCCAUCGUCCUUUAAGGACGGCUGUCCUCCAUCUAGACUAAAUCAGCGGGCAUUUCAAAGUCCAGCACUCGUAGCAUAAAUCGAAGAUUACAUUUAAUAUAAUUAAAAAUGCUUGUUUUGAGUUGUUCUACUAAAUAGGAUCAUUGACAAUAACAAUACCUUAAAAGCUGUUUCAGCACAUGUUGCAAAAUCUUAAUAUGUUAUUCCUCAUCCAAAAUAAUGAAUUAUGUUCUGUUUUACCAUGCGAAUGUAUCAUUAAAAGUAGAUCAUCGUUAUUCAAUUAUUAAGACUGCAUAUACUAUACAACGUUAUCAAAUGUUAAACCACCACUAAAUCACAUUAUAUAUCCAAAACAUCCAAAUAAAACCUAGUACUGGGUAUCACACAGUCGGUCAAUUCGA
Molecule: messenger RNA, 1963 nt
Organism: Drosophila subpulchrella
Lineage: Eukaryota; Metazoa; Arthropoda; Insecta; Diptera; Drosophilidae
Gene: wus
Product: dnaJ homolog subfamily C member 22
Exons: 2
Coding region: 357-1577 (406 amino acids)
Biological process (GO): endocytosis
Cellular component (GO): plasma membrane; early endosome
Source: RefSeq, a predicted model, not a curated record